This is a messenger RNA of Condylostylus longicornis, 314 nucleotides long. RefSeq lists its product as uncharacterized. Gene Ontology annotation, molecular function: RNA binding. Lineage: Eukaryota; Metazoa; Arthropoda; Insecta; Diptera; Dolichopodidae. The record is from RefSeq and is a predicted model, not a curated record. The transcript is spliced from 2 exons. The coding region runs from base 63 to 314 and encodes 83 amino acids.
AAUGUCAUACGACCUCAUGCAAACUGCUUUGCUAUUCUAGAGCAGAAGAAUUUUUAUUAGGAAUGGCAUCGCGUGGAAUAACUAAAAUAUUUAUUGGAAACUUGCCGUGGACAGUUGGGCAUCGUGAAUUAGUGUCUUAUUUCAAGCAGUUUGGGAAGGUAUUAAAUGCUAAUGUAGUUUUUGAUAAAAGAAGUGGUCAUUCUAAAGGUUAUGGUUUUGUAACAUUUUUAAAUAAAAGUGCUUUAGACAAUUUAGAUAAUAAAACAGUUCACCUUCUUGAGGGUAAUAAUCUGAAUAUUCAAAAAACAGAAUAA